AUGGGCCGGGUCACGGUCCGACCCAGCCCGACGGGCAUCCAGACUAGAAACAAGGACUCGGACUUGGCACGAACCUAUGCUCGUGGUCAACUAGGUCGGGCCCGUAGCGGGUCCAAUUCGGAUCGUCAAUUUUUUGGGAAAAACUUCCGCAUCAGGCUGCCCACUGAGAAGGAACUAGAGAUGAAGGUCUCAAAGGCUGUUAAAAAAACGAGAUUUUAUGAGUCCACUUUACUGUCUGCAUACAAGGCAUAUGUGCAAAAGUUGGUGUCACUGCAAAAUCAGUCUGUCUAUAAGCGGAUUGCAAUCCGUUGCUUAUGUACUUUGCUAGCAGCCGUACCACACUUUAACUUCAGGGACAGCUUGUUGGCAGCAGUUGUUAAAAACAUUAGCUCCCAAGAUGAUGUCGUGAGAAAACUCUGCUGCACAGCAGUUAAGUCACUUUUUGCUGAUGAAGGGAAACAUGGCGGUGAGGCUACUGUGGAGGCUGUUAAAUUGAUUGCUGACCUUGUAAAAGCUCAUAACUGCAAACUGCAUCCUGAUUCUGUCGAAGUGUUUUUGUCCUUGUCCUUUGAUGAAUCGCUUGGAAAAUCAGAAAAAUCAGAAAUGGAUAAAAAAAACCACAACAAAAAGUCCAAGAAGAGGAAAGGUUUGGAUGAACCAAACCAAGUUCUUGAGAAUGAUAGAAAGAAAGUUAAGAAAGAGAUGUUGUCAAAGACAAGGGAGGAGGUAAGUGCAGAGUUAAAAGCUGCUUCAUAUGCUCAAGAUCCUCAAGAGAGAAGAAGGAUGCAGUCACAGACACUUUCAUCUCUGUUCCAGGCAUUCUUCCGCAUCUUAAAGCAUGCAUUGCAACCAGUGUCAGAAGCCAGUUCAGUCCCUGGUGCAUCAGGAAGCGUUCCCUUGCUUGCCCCUUGUCUGGAUGGAAUUGGAAAAUUUUCUCAUCUUAUUGACUUGGAUUUUAUGGCUGAUCUCAUGAACUGUCUGCGAAAACUUGCUGGCGGUGGCCAUAAAUCAGAAAAUUCAUCUGAAGAAUCUUGUCAUCUAACGGUGACUGAACGUUUGAGAUGUUGCAUUGUUGCGUUUAAAGUGAUGAGGAACAAUCUUGAUGCUCUCAAUGUUGAUCUACAGGAGUUCUUUGUCCAAUUUUACAAUCUGAUACUAGAGUAUCGACCAGGGAGGGAUCAGGGAGAAGUAUUAGCUGAAGCUCUGAAGAUAAUGUUGUGUGAUGAUAGACAACAUGAUAUGCAAAGGGCUGCAGCCUUUAUAAAGCGAUUGGCUUCGUUUUCGUUAUGUUUUGGGUCUGCGGAGUCCAUGGCGGCAUUGGUCACUGUAAAGCAUCUUCUGCUAAAGAAUGUCAAAUGCCGUAAUCUGUUAGAAAAUGAUGCCGGAGGUGGGUCUGUUGCUGGUGCGAUUGCUAAAUACCAACCUCACGCAGUGGACCCCAACCGAAGUGGUGCGCUGGCUUCUGUUCUUUGGGAGCUCAACCUUUUAACCAAACAUUAUCAUCCAUCUGUCUCAACAAUUGCGUCUAGCAUCUCAACCAUGAACACGACCAAUAACCAGGUGUAUCACACGCACGUCUCCCCACAGAAAGCCUACAUGGACCUAUCAAGGGAAAGCAAGUCCUUCGAUCCGCCUGGCGAUGUGAAAAAAACGAGCGGCAAGAAAAGGAAGGGAAAUGAUAAAGCACUUGUUAAAGCUGGGUCGGACCUCGAUUUGACCUGCCAAAUCGACGAGAAUGAGGUUAGGAAGAAACUUGCUGAACAUUUCUGGUUGAUUCGGGAUAUUAAGGCGAACGAGAGAUUGAGGUCCGAGUUGGACCGUACUGUUAUGUCACUUAAUCUUUACGAACAAUACAAGAAGCAAAAGAAGACGAAAAGGAGAAGGUAA
Molecule: messenger RNA, 1887 nt
Organism: Striga hermonthica
Lineage: Eukaryota; Viridiplantae; Streptophyta; Magnoliopsida; Lamiales; Orobanchaceae
Source: the annotation of a GenBank genome assembly